AUGGAAAAGACGAUGGUGUCCCCCCCAGCAGCUAGUCCCUCCACCAUAUCCCCAGCCAGCAGCUCUCACCUCGGCAAACGCCACGAUCACAGCGAGGACGCCCAAGAAUCCUCUUCCGGCGGUGGCUACAAUGGAGGAGGACCCGGAGGAGACGGCGCACCCGGCAGCGGCCGCAAAUCCUCAUCAUCCGGCGGCUCCCGCCCCAAAAGAGCCCAAGUCUCCCGCGCCUGCGCCCGCUGCAAAAACCUCCGCCGCGCAUGCAACGAAUACCGCCCCUGCAAGCGCUGCGUCGACGCCGGCCUAGGCGACCAGUGCCUCGGCCUCCCGGGUCCCGUCUCCCUCGCUUGGGUCUCGGACGGCUCCCAGGCCUUCGGGCACGUUCCCCGCGAAGCCGUCCAGCGCAUGGCGGACCUGUUGCCGGCGCGGGUGAUGGAUUACUGCGUUGAUCGGUUUUUCGCGCGGUUGCACCCUACCAUCCCGAUCUUGACGCCCGAGUACGUUGCGCAGAUGAAGGUCGUUGCCGGGCCGAGUGAAGUCGGGAUGGAGGCGCAUUGUCUCCUGACGGCCGUGUGCGCGCUGGUGCUGCUUCAGGUGGAGGAGCCGGAGAGUCUGUGGAUUCAGGGCUUGAUUCCGGAGAAGAAUGCGCUGCAUGGGCGGAUGUUGUUUGAGGAGGCGCUCGCGGCGCAUCGGAACUUCGCGAGGCGGUCGAAUCCCACGUUUGAGCAGUGUCUGCUCACGUUUUUCCUGUAUGCGUGCCACUCUGCGCUCUUCCACCAUAGCCAGGCUUUCUUGUUCCUGAGAGAGGCAACGACGUUGUUCCUGCUGCUGCGGAUGAAUACGCCCGAGGCGUCGGCGAGUCCGGCGGCGGCGGUGCUGGCGGAUCGGUUGUUUUGGGUUCUAUUGGUGUCGGAGCGGUCGCACGGGAUCCGGUACCGGCGGCCCGUGACGCUGCAGAUCACGGCCGAGUCGCCGACCCUGGGCGCCGACGAUCCGAGCCUUUCGGGGUUCUGGAGUUUGGCUGCGCUGUUUAGUCCGCUGGAUACGUCGUUUAUCGCGCUGUUGAAUAUGGAAAAGGUGGCGACGCCGCCGUCGAACGCGGCGUUGACGUAUAUCGAGACGGCGGUGAACGCGGCGCUGCGGUCGACUUCGGACCUCAAGGAUACGCAAAAGGCGAAUUUGAGGGUGACGCAGCUGUGGUUGCGGAUUAUACUCUGGCAGCUGCGUUUGCGGUUCGGGUACCUUGCUGAAGAGUCUGUUCACUCGCCGAGCAUGACGUAUCACUACCCUCUCGAGGUGGCCAAGGACCUUGUGCUCUCGACGCGGGAUUUACCUGUGGAUAGUAUCAAGGUGCACGGGGUCGGGUUGACGGAGAAGUUGUUUGAUAUCGCGAGCGCGGCGGUGGACGUGCUUGCGAGGGUGCCGAUUACGAAGCCGUCGAGUCCGAGGGGCGGCAGAAUGGGCGGGACGGGGAGCGGGCCGGAGGAUGAUUUGGAGUAUAUGCGGCGGCUCAUUACGAGGUUGCCCGGGGGGAAUUCGAUUUACGAUGACUUGUUGGAGAAGCAUAUUCAGCAGGCUGUGCCGAGUAUGGCGAUUGCGGGGACGUUGGCGCGUCGGCCGACGUAA
Messenger RNA from Colletotrichum acutatum, 1623 nucleotides. RefSeq lists its product as uncharacterized. The record is from RefSeq and is a predicted model, not a curated record. Bases 1 to 1623 code for a protein of 540 amino acids. The transcript has a single exon. Gene Ontology annotation, biological process: regulation of DNA-templated transcription. Gene Ontology annotation, molecular function: DNA-binding transcription factor activity, RNA polymerase II-specific; zinc ion binding. Lineage: Eukaryota; Fungi; Ascomycota; Sordariomycetes; Glomerellales; Glomerellaceae.